AUGCUUGCUAUGGUGACUGCAGAUCUGCUGGUCAUGCUCAUUAAUGUCAUUUUGUUUCACAUUGUGAGCAGACUGUUCCCAUAUUCAUUCCUCUCCUACACUGUGGUUAUCAAACUCAUAUUGUACAUGAGCUGCACUAAUGUGUAUCUGUCCGUGUGGUACACAGUCUGCUUCACUUUUGACCGAUAUGUAGCUAUAUGCUGUCACAAACUUAAAACCAAGUACAGCACAGUGAGAACUGCAUCCAGGGUCAUUAUAAUUGUCUCGGUGCUGGUAUAUUUAGAGAAUAUUCCCUUUUGGUUUGCAUAUGAACAUCAACGGACAAUUAAAAAUAUUCAGUGGGGAUUCCGUCCCAGUGUGAUCUUUCUCACAUCGCCUGUAGGUGCGAUGUACUCCAGGCUGCAGAAUGUAUUAGUUACAUGGAUUCCGUUCAUUCUGAUAUUACUAUUUAACGGUUUGACUGCCAGACACAUUGUAAUCAGCAAUAUUAGCCGGAGGAGACUCCGGGCUCAGCAGGCUGAAAGUCAGACUGAUCCAGAGAUGAAAAGCCGAAGGAAAUCAAUUGUUUUACUCUUCCUGGUGUCGGGCAGUUUUAUGCUGCUGAAUAUGACAUCUGCAGUGAGUUCUUUGAUCAAUACCUUGGCUGUGCUUGACCAAAUACACUAUACCUCACCCCCAUACAUUGCCACUGAGACUGGGUAUCUACUCACUCACUUGAGUUCUUGUACAAACACGUGCAUCUAUGCAAUGACGCAAACCAGAUUCAGGGCAGAGCUGCAAAAUGUGUUGAACUCUCCUUGGACACUCUUUUUGGCAAUGGUCAACGCAUUAAAAAAAUGCCGCAAAAUUUUGGGUGCUUCCUAA
Messenger RNA from Stegostoma tigrinum, 864 nucleotides. RefSeq names its product probable G-protein coupled receptor 139. NCBI's taxonomy places the organism in Eukaryota, Metazoa, Chordata, Chondrichthyes, Orectolobiformes, Stegostomatidae. The coding region runs from base 1 to 864 and encodes 287 amino acids. Gene Ontology annotation, biological process: G protein-coupled receptor signaling pathway. The transcript has a single exon. Gene Ontology annotation, molecular function: G protein-coupled receptor activity. The record is from RefSeq and is a predicted model, not a curated record. Gene Ontology annotation, cellular component: membrane.